GGGUUUGACACCAUCUGGUGAAGGAAAGGGGGUCCGGUAACGGAGGUUGUGCGCAGUGAUACAUGUUUGUGGGCCGGGCGGAGGAUCUACUUUCCUCCAUAUAAAAACACACGUUUCCUUUUAUGGCGCAGCCGCUCCUUAUAUGGUCAACGGCACGAGCACGCGCCUAGCACUGCCAGCCCGUGCAGAGGAAAAGGAGGAGGAGGACAGCUGACUGCAGUCUACAUUGUGGCCACUGGGCGGCGCUUCUGGUUCAUAUUUGUCCAGCAGCCAAUCAGAGCAGAGAACUCAGAGCAGCCUCCUCUAGAACUUCAGCAGAACCUUUAGGAACCUGAAGGAGAACCUGGAGGCUCCUGCAGUUCAACCUGGACCUCUCUGGAUGUUCUGGUCUCAACUGGAGAACCAGAACCAGAAGGAGGUUCCUGUUUUAUAGGAUCUAGUUUGUUCAAACACCUUUUUGUUUGUAGAACCCGUGUAGAACCCUGACGUUCUCGGUAAUCUGCCGGUCAGAAGAUAAUCAGUCUGAUCCAGGAUCAGGGUUCUGAAUCCUGAUGCCACAACAUCAGCUGACCAGACGGAGAUCAUCUGCCAGCGGGACACUGGAGCUCUGAGGGUGGAGGAGUCAUUAGCUCGUUAGCUGAGCUUCCAUAAAGAUGAUCUAAGGUCGUCUAAACAGGAAGUGCUAGAAGGAGAAACACCCACAGAGACCAAACCAGCAUCUACAGGACCAGGAGAUGGUAGGAACCAGUAGGAAGUUCUGGAAGACGUUCACCUCCAGCUGGUUCCUCCUGAAGGUUCCACCAUCACCAGGACCUGGAGGAACCUCCUCAGAAGUCUGAGCCGAUGGGUGGAUCGGCCAAUCAGAAGUGUUACCUGAAGCUGCACCAGGAUCAGCUGCUAUAUUUAACUGAGAUUAGCAGCAGAGUCGCAGCACACGGCCGCUGCACAACGGACACGCAACGGACAUGCAACAGACACGCAACAUGUCGGCCGGCAGCCCCCCCUGGAGGAACCACAGCUUCACCCUAGGAGGAGGCGGAGACCCUCCUCUGUCCGACCAGGGAGAGACCAUCAUAGGGGUCUACCUGCUGCUGCUGGGCUGGUUGUCGUGGUUCGGGAACAGCGUUGUGUUGUUCGUCCUCUACAGACAGAGGACGUCUCUGCAGCCGACGGACUUCCUGACUCUGAACCUGGCUGUGUCGGACGCCAGCAUCUCCGUGUUCGGAUACUCCAGAGGGAUCAUCGAGAUCUUCAACGUGUUCCAGGAUGGAGGGUUCCUCAUCUCCUCCAUCUGGACCUGCCAGGUGGACGGCUUCUUCACGCUGGUGUUCGGUCUGAGCAGCAUCCACACGCUGACGGUGAUCAGCAUCACACGCUACAUCAAAGGCUGCCACCCCAGCAGAGUGCAUCACAUCAGCAGCAGCAGCAUGUUCCUGUGUCUGCUGUUCAUCUGGACCACAUCUGGGUUCUGGUCCGGAGCUCCGCUACUGGGCUGGGGCAGCUACACAGAUCGAGGGUACGGUACCUGUGAGAUUGACUGGGCCAAAGCCAGCUACUCUGGUGUCUACCGGUCCUACAUCUUGUCCAUCCUGGUCUGCUGCUUCCUGGUCCCGGUUCUCAUCAUGCUCUUCUGCUACGUGUCCAUCAUCAACACGGUGAAGCGUGGCAACGCCCUGGCAGCAGAGGGCGACCUGACUGACCGUCAGAGGAAGAUCGAGAGGGACGUCACCAUCGUGUCCAUAGUGAUCUGCACGGCCUUCAUCCUGGCCUGGUCCCCCUAUGCGGUGGUCUCCAUGUGGUCGGCCUUCGGGUUCCACGUUCCAAACCUCACCAGCAUCUUCACGCGUCUCUUCGCCAAGUCUGCCAGUUUCUACAACCCUCUGAUCUACUUCGGCCUCAGCUCCAAGUUCCGUAAAGACGUGGCGGUCCUGCUGCCGUGCACUGGCAAUGCCAAAGACGCAGUCAAGCUGAAGCGCUUCAAGCCCCAAGCUGACGGCCGCCCUGCUGUGGGGGGCGGAGCCAAACUCAAGCUGCCCCUCAACCGGCCAGAGAAGAAGUAUUCUGCUGGGAACCAGGCUCCGCCCCCAGACCCGCCCUGCACACCGCCGCCCGUCAGCAUGGAAGUGUUCUACAUCGACAUGCCCCGCCCCUCCGAGGCUGACUUUGAAUGUGACAGACUCUGACGGAUGAAUCUGAUUGGCUGAAAAAUCCAUCAAUGAACUCCAAAAUCUGCUGCCUGGUUUAGAAGACACCAGAGUUCCACCGUUUAUCUGCCAGGGAACCUUAAGAACCGAAAGAAUCAGACUUCUAGAUUCACAACCGUCCUUCAAUUUAGCAUCUGAGGUUCCAAGAAAAAACGAAUCUGAUCUCUAAAUAUUUAAUCAAAAUCACAAAAUGAUCUCCAAAAGUAUCUGCUCAAUCCAGACAAGCCAGGUCCAGUAAAACCAGAAGGUUCUUCAGAAGAGGAAGAGUCUAGAGAGGAAACGUGGAGAUAGAAAAACAUCUACAGGAUGAGGAGAUGGUAGGAGCUUCCGGAGAAAUCAACUGGAGGUUCAGGAAGACAUUUCAUCUUCCAGAACCCACAGUGGUUUCUCCUGAAGUUCCUUCCAUCACCAGGACCUGAUGACUGAGAGCCUACACAGAAGGAUGAGGAGACAACAUUAGUCAAGAGAUUAACAUCUGAGGGGAGUGUGAUUUUUGAACCCAAGUGUGAGAGGCGCACAGAGCAGACACGAAGCAGACUGGUGACCACAGGCGUUUUAUUUACAAUAAACUCAAAAAUAUAACCAAAAAUGCCAACUAUGGCCAGGACUCACACACGUGAAGAGGGGGAGAGGAAAGGCGGGCUCCUGUGGGGGCGGCAGUCGAGGGGAAAGCACGCGCCGGCGAUCGGCACCUGGGGGAGCACGGCAGCUGCAGCCAGGAUGACGCCGCGGCCACUUCAGGUAGCGGGCCGGCCCAUCGGAGCAGUCAGGGGCGGUGAAGGCUCGCGCCGGCGUUCUUCUCCUUGGGGGGGCGUGGCUGCGAUGGCCAGGGACAGUUGGGGUCCACGUCCACUGUCUGGUGGACAGCAGGGGGGGAAGACGCAGGCUGCUCCGCCGGCACUGACUCUGUCUCACAGCUUGGAGACGAGGAGAAUAGAAUGAUCCAGUGCCGCACUGCAUGCAGCGCUGGUCUUUAUAGUGAGAGGAUGAGUGGUUAGCAGCAGCUGCUGCAGGUGCUGCAGCUGCUGCUCCUCCUCUCAUCAGGACUGUGACAUGGUGGACAUGAUGGUUCCUGGGUUCUCUCUCCUUCUCCAUGUUGUUCUGGUUCCACAGAUCUGCAGGACUUUAAAAUGAACCAGAACCUGUUCAGAGUUCAACUGUUUGGUCCAGGUGACUUCUUGGAUCAACAACCUUCAAAUAUCUCUUCAGAGUCUCUGUUUUUGUCUCAGUAAAUUAAAUAAAACGAGGUGAAGCCCUGAUGUGUUUCUGGACCUUCUGAUGAAGAACAGCAGGUGGAUGGAAGCGGGAAAACACAGGAACAUACAUUUUUUGUUUUUUUAAUCUAUUAUUGACACAAAGACUGAUUUUAAUCUUUUUUUUUUAAUUUUGGAAAAAUUAGAUGUUUCUAUUUUACAUUUUCAUGACUGAGUGUAAUCCAGACUGACGUUCCUGAUUUAACUUUAAAUUCAUUCCAUGAACUCAUCGCUGGUUUUAUUUAUGUGAAACUGAAUCUGAGUUAUUAAAUGUGAAGAUGUUCUACUGA
Messenger RNA from Amphiprion ocellaris (clown anemonefish), 3747 nucleotides. Its product is annotated as opsin-5-like. The transcript is spliced from 6 exons. Lineage: Eukaryota; Metazoa; Chordata; Actinopteri; Pomacentridae. Gene Ontology annotation, molecular function: G protein-coupled receptor activity. The record is from RefSeq and is a predicted model, not a curated record. The coding region runs from base 966 to 2183 and encodes 405 amino acids. Gene Ontology annotation, biological process: G protein-coupled receptor signaling pathway. Gene Ontology annotation, cellular component: membrane.